GCAAAAUGCAAGGUGAAAAAUCAAAGCAUGUCCCAGACUCUACAGCCCAUCACCUUCUUCCCCAUCAUUCUUCAACUCAGCCCAAGCAAACAGACCUCUAUAUUCUCCCAUCAUAUUCUGACAUCCUCUUUAAUAACUUUCAAAGCCUUAGAGAAGAAGAGCUUCUCCUGGACUUCAGUCUUUGCAUCCAAGGCAACACUUGUCGCUCCCAUGGUCUAGUGCUCGCAGCUGCCAGUGAAUGCCCACAUUUAUUUUUUGGUGCAAAACCAAUCUUUGGACUUGGAAUGAAAGAAAUUCCAGAUUUUCUGACUCCACUUGGAUUUGGGGCUGUUCUGGAGUUUGCAUAUUGUGGACACGUGGCUCUGGACCACCUUGAAGACGGAGAGACGAUGGAGGUCCUGAAUGCCUGUGAGUAUCUACACAUGGGACGGCUGAGGAAGAGGCUCACACAAAGGGUCACCACCUCUGCUUCGAAGGAGAAAGACAAGAGCUUGGUGAUGAUCAAGGACAUGUGGGACAAAGGAUUAGGAUGUGAUAUAAUAAUACAAGCAGAUACUGGAGAGAGGUAUUCAGCACACCGCGUGGUGCUGGCGGCCGGUGGGGACUACUUCCGGGCGCUGCUGUGUGGCGGCAUGAGGGAGUCCCGGGAGGACACCGUGCGCUUGCGGGGUCUCUCCUCCUGGGUGAUUGAAUCCGUGGUCGGCUUCUUCUACACGGGUCAGCUUGGGUUGAGUUGGGCCCGCAUAUGGGAGCUGACGGACGCGCUGCAUCAGUUCCAGCUGAAGGGGGCGCUCUCGCUCUGCACUGACUUCCUGCAGGGCAGAAUGGACGAGAGCACCUGUCUGGACGUUCUGGUCCUGGCGGAGACAUUUGGGCUUGUCCAGCUGGGACAGGCUGCCGAGGAGUACGUCCUGACCCACUUCCAGCUCGUCUCUGCUGAAGAGAAGUUCAAGGAUGUUCCCUUUGUUCUGUUGGACCGACUGCUGGACAAAGAUUCACUUUGUGUAGACAGAGAGAUUGUGGUUUUCAGGGCAGUAGUGAGCUGGGUAGAGGAGGAACCUAAAGAACGACUCCCGUUCCUGUCCAGCCUGUUGUCCCACGUUCGCCUCCCGCUCUUCACUUCCUCUGAGGUCCAGGAAGCUCUGAGAUGGAAGCUACUAUACAGAAGCUCCAAGACAAAGAGGGCAUUAGAAACCCUGCAACGACUUGCAAAAGGGGAAAAGGUUGGAUCUGGAUGUAAGCCUCGCUCACCAAACCAGGUUCUGGUGUUGGUUGGCGGAGACGCUGUUGACGAUGACUUCAUGAAGAGGGUUCCAAGCCAGUCCCUGUGGUAUGCCCAACAGUUUCACCGCGGGCCGGGUCUGAUGAGAAAAAUCGAGUGGAAACUCUUGACAAAGAUCCCUGAGCCGCCGCGGUUCAGACACUCUGUCUGUCUCUUCAACAACAAACUGUACAUCCUAGGAGGCCGGAAAUAUUACGGGUCUCUGGAUAUUCUCAAAUCUGCUGCAAGGCUAGACCUGACGCAGUGGAAAUGGGAGCAACUACCUGACAUGUUGUGCCCCAGGGACUACUUUGCAGCGCUGUGCCUAGACUCAAAGGUUUUUGUUCUGGGUGGUAACUACAACGACAGCCAAUACACGGACGAUGUGGAGUUUUACAGUCCUGAGGAAAACACCUGGAGGUCGACCCGCCCUCUGGAAGCGGCGGUCUGUGGUCACGCUGCAGCCGUACUGGAUGGUCAAAUCUACGUCUCAGGCGGCUGCGACUCUUACCACCGUUGCAGCCCCUCGCUGUGGACCUAUCACCCUUCCCGCGGCUGCUUUCCCAGAAGUCCCAUGAGCGUGGGAGGUGGACGUGCUGGACACGUCAUGCUAGCCGUGGGGGGCAGGCUGGUGGUGGCCGGAGGGCUGCAGCCCCUCUGGCUGGGGUUCGGGGACCAGCUGCUCUGUGAGGUUUAUGACCCGGCCUGUGAUUCCUGGUCCUCGUUCCCGGCCUUGCCCCGGCCCCAUCUGUCUCCGGGCGGAACUGUGCUGGACGGGCGCCUGUACGUGGUCGGGGGUUCUUCGGCCAACACAGCCAGAGACACCAAGUGGGUGCACUGCUAUGACCCCAAGAAAGAAUGCUGGGAAAACUUGGGUGCUAUGCCUCACCCAUACACUGACCUGGCAGUUUGUGCACUGCCACUCCCUAAUUUGACUCGUUAACCAAUGACUGAUUAAAAUGCCAGAGUGGUUUUGGUUUGGCUCUGUAAAAAGAAUGCCAUGUCAGAAAUGCUUCAUGAUGAAAAUAUAUUUUUAAAUUUUAAGGGGAUUAUUGUGGCAAAGAACCUUAAAAUACAACGUUUUGGAAAACCUAAAAAAACAUAAUUUUUUUUAAAUGCUUCCCAAAUACUCAGAGGUCUCUGCAGACCGAGCUUUUGGACAUGAACAAUAAAGUUUUGGAAGAGUGCUGGAUGCAAUCUGACAGAUUAAUUAAAGGGGCAGUAUUAUUUCCCCGCCACAUAUUGCCAUUUUACAGCGCAACCAAGAAACUAUACUUCAUACAGUUGUUGUAAAAAGGCUAUAUAUGUAAAAUUUGACUUAAAAAGUCUUCAGUGUUUGUGUUUUUCAUAAAAUGUUCAUCUGUGAUUUGCCAUAGUUAUUUUUUGUUCUGUUUCUGCCACCCCUGCUUUAUUUUAGCUCCGUCUCCCCAGCUGUUUAUUUACCCAUGUCUACGUUUUCUUUUGUUAGUCAUUCCUUUCACUGUUAGAUUAUCUGACUUGUUUACUCCCAGGCUUAUCAUGACACGCAGCUUUGUGAAUGAGUGUGGCUCCUCUUUAAAAUUUGCAAACCUAAUUCCUCCAGUGCCUGAGGGUUGUUUCAGUAACCUCUACUGUUAGAGGUUGUUGCGCAACAUAAAUAGAAGUAGCAAUUGAACUUAUUCCUCUUUGAAGAGAACUGACUCUACAGGAUGCGCUCGCUUCCAGGAACCAUCCAAAUGAUCCGCUUAUGAAAAUGCAUACGUAUUUUCUGAGAAGAAGCCAUAAUAGUUUUUGUGGGUGAAGUUUGCAAAAGAAAAGUUAAGUCAUCCAUAUUAAGCAAAUAACUGCAGUAUGACAGAAACAAUCAGGUCGUGCACGCCAUGACACGUGACAAAAACACACGGGGAGCAGCUAGAACGUACUCUGUGUGCUCAUGGAUCAAGCCCUUUUUUUCUGUUUUCUUUGGUCUAUUUCACUAAUUCACUGAUUGAAUGAAUACAUUUUUAGCUUAAAUUGAACAAGAAGAGCUACUGCAGUGUGUGUAGAGCUAACUGAGACUGGAGUCCCGUCGUUUAGUGGAAACAGCUGCUCAAAAGAAUCGGAUUGCUCGUCAA
Molecule: messenger RNA, 3354 nt
Organism: Gambusia affinis (western mosquitofish)
Lineage: Eukaryota; Metazoa; Chordata; Actinopteri; Cyprinodontiformes; Poeciliidae
Product: kelch-like protein 33
Exons: 6
Coding region: 6-2204 (732 amino acids)
Molecular function (GO): protein binding
Source: RefSeq, a predicted model, not a curated record